AAAAUCCUAUCCUUCAACCUCAUUUUGUGCAAAAUCAAAAGCUAGUGACCAAUAUGGCUAGUCAAAACAAUCCGUUACACAUAUUUUUCUUCCCCUUCAUGGGUCAUGGCCAUAUGAUACCUUCAAUUGAUAUGGCCAAAUUAUUUGCUUCAAAAGGUGUUAAGGCAACCAUAGUCACCACACCUCUCAACAAACCUCUCGUCACCAAAGCCAUAGAACAAUUCAAAACCCAUUCUAACAACAUAGAUAUUCAAAUCAUCAAGUUCCCUUGUGUAGAAGGUGGUUUACCUGAAGGAUGUGAAAAUGUUGAUUCAAUCCCUUCACCUCAUCUCAUUCCAGCAUUCUUCAAAGCUACAUGGUUGCUACAAGAGCCCCUUGAACAACUAUUGCAACAACAAAAACCAAAUUGUAUUGUUGCUGACAUGUUUUUUCCAUGGUCCACUGCUUCCGCCGCAAAAUUCGGAAUUCCUAGGAUUGUGUUCCAUGGCACUAGUUUCUUCUCAUUGUGUGCUUCACAAUGUUUGAAUCUCUAUGAGCCUUUCAAAAACGUUUCUUCUGAUACAGAACUAUUUGAGAUUACUAAUCUUCCAGGUAAUAUCAAAAUGACAAAGUUGCAGCUUCCAAGUAUAUUCACUCAAAAUGAUACCAUGACACAAAACACUGCCAAAUUAUUUGCGGCAAUAAGGGAAUCAGAGAAGAAGAGUUAUGGUGUUAUAGUAAAUAGCUUCUAUGAGCUAGAACAUGUUUAUGCAGAUUAUUAUAGAGAUGUACUUGGCAUAAAAGCAUGGCAUAUAGGUCCAUUAUCAAUUCACAACAAGAAGGAUAAAGAAAUAACAUCAUAUAGAGGAAAAGAAGAUUCUAUUGACAAACAUGAGUGUUUAAAGUGGCUUGACACAAAAGAAAAACACUCUGUUGUUUACUUGUGUUUUGGAAGUACAACACAUUUUCUUAACUCUCAGCUUAAAGAAAUAGCUGUUGGACUUGAAGCAUCAGGGAAAAAUUUCAUCUGGGUUGUAAACAAAAAGAAAGAAGAUGGAGAAGAAUGGUUACCUGAAGGAUUUGAGAAAAGAAUGGAAGGAAAAGGACUUGUUAUAAGAGGUUGGGCCCCACAAGUUUUGAUUCUUAAUCAUGAAGCUAUUGGUGCAUUUGUGACUCAUUGUGGUUGGAAUUCAACUUUUGAAGGUGUGUCUGCUGGAGUGCCUAUGAUUACUUGGCCAGUUGCUGCUGAACAAUUUUACAAUGAGAAAUUGGUGACUGAGGUGCUUAAAAUUGGUGUACCUGUUGGAGUUAAAAAAUGGGUUGGAUUGUUUGGUGAUAGUAUUCAAUGUGAUUUAGUGGAGAAGGCUGUGAAGAGGGUUAUGGAAGGUGAAGAAGCAGAGGAAAUGAGGAACAAAGCAAAAUUGUUUGCAGAAAUGGCAAAGAAGGCUGGGGAAGAAGGUGGAUCCUCUUACUUAAAAUUGAAUGCUUUGAUUGAGGAGUUGGGUUCAUUGAGCCAGCAUCAACCUAUCUUACAAGAUUAAUAUGCAUGCUUUUAAUGAUGCAUGUUUUGAAAUAAAGGAACAGUAAGAAAGAAAACAAAAUUUGAAGAAAAAAAAAAAAAAAUAUCAUAGCAUUAAAUUGUCUUAGUUUUUUGAGAUCAAAGUAUACAAUUAUCGGAGUAAAGAUGAUACUGACUUCAAGUUGAAUGACUAUUCACUGUGGUCAC
Messenger RNA from Cicer arietinum (chickpea), 1705 nucleotides. It is a transcript of the gene UGT73B14, whose product is annotated as scopoletin glucosyltransferase. The record is from RefSeq and is a predicted model, not a curated record. Gene Ontology annotation, molecular function: UDP-glucosyltransferase activity. Lineage: Eukaryota; Viridiplantae; Streptophyta; Magnoliopsida; Fabales; Fabaceae.